AUGUCGGCCGAAGGUGUCCAGAGUUCUCUGACCACUAUGAGUCCCUCAUCAGAAAACACUAUGCAUAGCUAUAUCGUGGCAAUGGAUAGCUCCACCUUGAUCAGUGGCCGCAUACACGAUUCCCAUGACGAAAACAACGGAAAUUUCUUCAUUCCACACAGAAAACUUGCAGAAGUGCGAUAUGCUUUUAGUGAAGAGCAGAUUGAUCUUGCUGUGAACUUUGAGGACAGUCCGAGGCGAAGCCCGGUAGGAGGACGCCCAGACGACUUCAAGGAAGACCUCAGGGACAACUUCAUCAUUCUGGAGAUGUCAGCAGACGGGUCUUCAGUCAAAAAUUUGACUUCAAUGAGCAGCAAUUGGCAAGUUCAUGAGAUUGACAUUGAUGAGUGGCAAUUUGAACAAACUGACUCAUCUCCAUCUGCAAUUAUCAGGCCUGCUCGUGCCAUACUGCUCAAAGGCAGCGGAGCUGAAAUGGUGGUGGAGAACAGCGAGGAGAACGAUCUUGUCCCCAAGGCGGACAUUGAAUAUGCAGAAAAGCUGUCUGAUCUGUUUACGGUUCGAAGCCGACAACUUACGAGUUUGGUGAGAGAUUCCUAUUCGUAA
Kuraishia capsulata CBS 1993 is the source of this 603-nucleotide messenger RNA. RefSeq lists its product as uncharacterized. The transcript has a single exon. Bases 1 to 603 code for a protein of 200 amino acids. NCBI's taxonomy places the organism in Eukaryota, Fungi, Ascomycota, Pichiomycetes, Pichiales, Pichiaceae. The record is from RefSeq and is a predicted model, not a curated record.